This is a messenger RNA of Notechis scutatus (mainland tiger snake), 635 nucleotides long. RefSeq names its product endothelin 3 (gene EDN3). The record is from RefSeq and is a predicted model, not a curated record. NCBI's taxonomy places the organism in Eukaryota, Metazoa, Chordata, Lepidosauria, Squamata, Elapidae. Gene Ontology annotation, cellular component: extracellular region. Gene Ontology annotation, biological process: regulation of systemic arterial blood pressure by endothelin; vein smooth muscle contraction; regulation of vasoconstriction. Gene Ontology annotation, molecular function: hormone activity; endothelin B receptor binding.
AUGGAGCGGGGAUUCUUGAUACUGGUUGGACUUACAUUUCUCUCGAGCGCAGGUUUCUCGCUAUCCACCUCUCAUCCCCUGUUGCUUCCCAGUGUGAGCAAGAGUAACAGCACAGGGCUGAGAUUUCUGGGGCUCUCAGCGAGAGUCAGCAAAGAAACCAGCACAGAACCCGGAAGGCUGAAUUCAGCUACCAGCUCCAAACUGGACAACAUGGCUGACCUGGGGGAGGUCCAUCACAGAGCCAAACGCUGUACUUGCUACACCUACAAAGAUAAAGAGUGUGUUUACUACUGCCACCUGGAUAUCAUCUGGAUCAACACCCCAGAGAAAAUUGUUCCAUAUGGGUUGGCUAAUUACAGGGGAAAUUUCCGUGUCAAAAGGUCUACAGAACAGCUCCACAAGAGCUUGCAUUCAUCAGAAAGAUCUCCAUCACGUUGUUCUUGCACAGAUCGACGUGACAAGUUGUGCCUGCAGUUUUGCACAUGGAGUGUCCAAUGCAAUCUGAAGCAAACCAAUCACCCAGCAGAAAGAACUCUCCUUCAAGAAGAAAAGCGUGCUCAUACCCAGUAACUUGGAAAAAAUCAUCUGGUUUGAACUGGAGAGGUAAGACAUUGAGAACACUACCUAAGAUAUGG